This is a messenger RNA of Tribolium castaneum (red flour beetle), 1764 nucleotides long. RefSeq names its product 14-3-3epsilon (gene 14-3-3epsilon). Gene Ontology annotation, cellular component: cytoplasm. Gene Ontology annotation, molecular function: phosphoserine residue binding. Gene Ontology annotation, biological process: intracellular protein localization; regulation of mitotic cell cycle; signal transduction. Lineage: Eukaryota; Metazoa; Arthropoda; Insecta; Coleoptera; Tenebrionidae. The transcript is spliced from 4 exons. Bases 104 to 874 code for a protein of 256 amino acids. The record is from RefSeq and is a predicted model, not a curated record.
CGAUCGCGUUCGGGUUUAGUGUGGCGGGCGCGGCCAUAUUGGCAGUACGUUGAGUGUCUGUGUUUUUUAGUGUUGUGAAAUUUCUAUCGAUAAUCAUCGCAAAAUGUCUGAACGGGAGGAUAACGUCUACAAGGCGAAAUUGGCAGAACAGGCCGAACGUUACGAUGAGAUGGUCGACGCCAUGAAGAAGGUGGCCAAGCUGGACUUGGAGUUGACCGUCGAAGAGCGCAAUCUUCUGUCGGUGGCUUACAAGAACGUGAUCGGUGCCCGACGAGCGUCCUGGCGUAUAAUAUCGUCAAUUGAACAGAAGGAAGAAAGCAAAGGCACCGACGACAAAUUGGAAAUGAUAAGACAGUACAGGUCACAAGUCGAGAAAGAAUUGAGAGACAUCUGUUCGGAUAUUUUGAACGUAUUGGAUAAACAUCUGAUACCGGCGGCGUCAACCGGCGAAUCGAAAGUCUUCUAUUAUAAAAUGAAGGGUGAUUACCAUCGAUAUUUGGCCGAGUUCGCAACAGGCAACGAUCGCAAAGACGCCGCCGAGCAUUCGUUGGUCGCUUACAAGUCAGCGAGCGACAUCGCAAUGACGGAACUCCCGCCCACGCACCCGAUUCGGCUCGGUCUGGCGCUAAAUUUCUCGGUAUUUUACUACGAGAUAUUAAAUAGCCCCGAUAGGGCCUGUCGUCUGGCGAAGGCGGCCUUCGACGACGCCAUCGCCGAGUUGGACACGUUAUCCGAAGAGAGCUACAAAGACAGCACGCUGAUCAUGCAAUUGUUGCGCGACAACCUGACGCUGUGGACCAGUGAUAUGCAAGGAGACGGCGAGGCGGAGCCCAAAGAGCAGCUGCAGGACGUAGAGGACCAGGACGUGUCGUAACUGUUUAGCUGAUCUCCAGCGACUACGAACUAACCAGUGCUGUGUAGUGCGGGCCAGGCCCAGACAUUCGAACCGGAGGCGGUAACCGUCUCGAUCCCAGUACAUACUGUAUUAUUAUAAUUAUCUUAGCCGUAACUCUAUAUUGUAUCUGUUUGUCUCAAAAUGUGUGAAUGAGAGAGCCUCUCUACGAGCGACUGUUCUCUGAUUUCUCUCCUCUCUCCUUGCCCUGUCUCCUCGGCCAUUGUCCCGGCGCACGCAAUGUUAAUCUUUUUCUAUUAAACAUCAAAAAUAAACAAAUUAAACGUACUCUCGGUCUAGCAGCUUGGCCUCCCCCUUUAUACUCCCUCCCAGUGAGAGUGGCGUGUGGUGCGAAUGAGGCGAGUGUCUUGUUUAUUUUCCCGCUUUAUUUAUAUUGAGUUUGAACGAAAAAGGCAGCCUUUCGAGGGAAUUGUAGUAUUAGGUGAUUGAUUUUUGGCAAUAGAGCAGUAUUUUUGUGGCGAGCAAAAACACGCAUAUUUCCGUACAAAUGGCAUUCCGCUAUUUUCGAGUACUUACAGUAGAUUUUAUGUGAUGGUGAUUGCAUGUCGAGCAAUAAGUUUUUUCUAUUUUGUAAAUCUAUUUUUUUACAUCACUGUUUUAUCGGAAAACUGGUGAAAUUUCAGUUUUUCGCGGUACUUAAUGUCACCACUGCCAGUGAAUCUCAACGGAGCGAAACAUUACUAAGGGUUGGUGCAGGAUUUUACCAGUUUUUUUGUUUAUGACAAUUAUUUGGCUGUUGUGAUUUUUUAACUGCAUUUUUAACGUGCGUAUGAAUGUGAAGAAAAAAAACAAUGCUGUGUAGAUUGAUUUAAAGAAAUUGAUGUAUUAUUAUAAAAUUAUUUAAAAACAGA